AGGGACUCUGACUCUGACCGGUCAGCUACUGACUCCCCAGGUGUUAAAGAUGAUUCAGACGACGUAUCGAGUAAGAGCUGCGGCGACGCGUCCGGGCUCGCCAAGAAGCAGCGGAAAGCCCGCACGGCAUUCACCGACCACCAGCUGCAAACACUGGAAAAGUCUUUCGAGAGGCAGAAGUACCUCAGCGUGCAAGACCGCAUGGAACUCGCCGCCAAGCUCGGCCUCACCGAUACACAAGUCAAGACCUGGUAUCAAAAUAGACGGUGA
Papilio polytes (common Mormon) is the source of this 270-nucleotide messenger RNA. RefSeq names its product homeobox protein B-H1-like. The record is from RefSeq and is a predicted model, not a curated record. Gene Ontology annotation, molecular function: DNA binding. Lineage: Eukaryota; Metazoa; Arthropoda; Insecta; Lepidoptera; Papilionidae. The annotation marks the transcript as partial. The transcript is spliced from 2 exons.